AUGGAGAAAUUAGCAGAACUGAUUCUGAUCCCAUCUCCGGCAAUGGGCCAUGUUGCUCAAAUGCUAGAGUUAGCAAAACUCUUUUUCCGUCAAAAUCAUCAUCUCACAAUUACUGUCCUUAUUAUGAAACUCCCUGAUUACAUUGACGCCGUCAGUGGACCUUUCGUCGACUCUGUAGCUGCUUCAUCCUCCUCUGAUCGCCUUCGAUUUGUUCACUUACCAGCAGCUGAUCCAACACCAGAGUGGAGUUCCAAAACUCGAGGACAUUUCGUCUACAGAUUAGUACAAAGCCAAAGAUCUCACAUCAAGGAUUUCUUAAUAUCUCAAAGCUCCGGCAAUAAACUUGCUGGUUUUGUUGUUGACAUGUUAUGCACUCCAUUAAUGGAUGUAGCUGACGAUUUUAAGAUCCCCAGCUACGUGUUUUUCACUUCCCCAGCUGCUUUUCUUGGACUAAUGCUUCAUUUCCAGUUUCUUGAAGACGAGUGUCAACAAGAUGUUUCGUUGUUCAAGAACACUGAUGGUAGUAAUCUCUUAUCAUUUCCUAGUUACGCAUAUCCUGUUCCUCCAAAGGUAUUGCCAAUGGUUCUAGUCGAUAGAGACACGUGGCGAGGGAGAUUCCUCGAUUUUGCUCGUGGAUAUAGAAAAGCCAAAGGCAUUAUUAUCAACACUUUUGCUGAAUUAGAAAUCCAUCAAUUAGAUGCUUAUAAGAAAAACAACUGUAACAUAUCAAGAUCUGAACAGGAUCAGGUUCCACUUCCACCUAUUUAUCCAAUUGGUCCAAUUUUGAACCGGUCAAAAUCCAAGUCAGAGUCAGAGGAGGCAGAAAUAAAAAAUUGGCUUGAUCAACAGCCAACAAAAUCAGUUGUGCUAAUCUGUUUUGGGAGCCAAGGGAGUUUACCACUGGACCAAGUGAAACAGAUGGCUUUAGCUUUGGACAACAGUGGCUGCAGAUUCUUGUGGUCUUUACGUCAACCCCCACAAAGCAAUAACGCGCAAUUCCCCGGAGAAUACACGAGCUAUUCCGAAAUCUUACCAGAAGGAUUUCUUGAUCGGAUAGAGAUAAAAGGGAAAGUUGUAGGAUGGGUCCCGCAACUGAAGAUACUUGAAAGUAUAUGGUGUGGGGUGCCAAUAGCAACAUGGCCAUUGCAUUCGGAACAGCAAGUGAAUGCGUUUCAGUUAGUGAAAGAAGUAGGAGUUGCAGUGGCAAUCAGUUUGGAUUAUUGCGAGAGGAAUAAAGAUCAGCCAAUGGUUACUGCAGACGCCAUAGAAAAAGGGAUUAAAGAAUUGAUGGAAACUAAUACAACAGUAAGAGAAAAGGCAAAGGAGAUGAAGGAGAAGAGCAGAGCUAGCGUAAUCGAAGGUGGAUCGUCAUACUUGUCCCUCGGCAAACUCAUAGAUGAACUACUGAAAAAUGCAGCUUUGUAA
Molecule: messenger RNA, 1425 nt
Organism: Nicotiana attenuata
Lineage: Eukaryota; Viridiplantae; Streptophyta; Magnoliopsida; Solanales; Solanaceae
Product: anthocyanidin 3-O-glucosyltransferase 2-like
Exons: 2
Coding region: 1-1425 (474 amino acids)
Molecular function (GO): UDP-glycosyltransferase activity
Source: RefSeq, a predicted model, not a curated record